This is a messenger RNA of Homarus americanus (American lobster), 1695 nucleotides long. RefSeq names its product protein O-linked-mannose beta-1,2-N-acetylglucosaminyltransferase 1-like. Lineage: Eukaryota; Metazoa; Arthropoda; Malacostraca; Decapoda; Nephropidae. Gene Ontology annotation, cellular component: Golgi membrane. Gene Ontology annotation, biological process: protein O-linked glycosylation via N-acetylgalactosamine. The record is from RefSeq and is a predicted model, not a curated record. Gene Ontology annotation, molecular function: beta-1,3-galactosyl-O-glycosyl-glycoprotein beta-1,3-N-acetylglucosaminyltransferase activity.
UGGUGAUGGUAGUACACACACGUCUGGCAGCUAUAAAACACGGUAGCCCUCGCCCUCCCCACCAGUGCUUGCCCGACCACGGUGCUACACGUGUCUCCUACACGACUCUGACCGACCACCAGAUACACCCCCCUGGCCACCCCCCCCUCCCUCACACACACACUGUCCCACUGUACCAACCUCCUGUGGCACCUGACACUAGUUCCACCUGACACCACUACCACAAAGCACGUGACACGUUACACCAGUGUCACACCUCCCGUGGCACCUGGCACUAGUGUCACGCCGUCAAGUAAUUGCCACCUGUGGAUCCUCUGUUGGCUGAUUAAUUAAACCCUUCACACCUGGACGAGCACACAGGUGAUGGUGACCCGGCUGGCGUGACAACACUGUAGGAGGGGGGGUGGAGGAGGAGGAGGAGGAGGAGGAGGAGUGACAGGCAGAGAUGAUGGAUUCUUGGCGACCUAACCCAAAGGCGCCGCCCUUCGUGCCCCGACGGUCGUGUGAGGGUCGUCGGGAUGGCACUCCUGGCGGCAACAGUGCCUACCACCGCCACCUGCCGCAGCUGCUGCCCCGAGGGAGGCGCCUGGCCAAGCUCCUACAGGGAGGGCUGAUGCUGGUGCUGGUGGCGACGAUAGCCAUCAACAUCUCCUUCAUCGUGGAGAAGACCAGACAACUGAAGGCGCCCAUCACCACCACAGGUAGUGAUGGUGAUGGGGGCGGCGCGGGUGUGGGUCGGAGGAACAACCUGCGGCUCCAGGAGUCACCGCCCAAGACCCUCACCGUCGACGUCGUGUCCAGCCAGAACCGUGUGGCUGUGACUGUUGACGGUGCCACGAUCGUGGAGGAGGGGGAGGAGACGAAGGGUCGAGGGAUACACGUGGUGGUGCUACACCAGGCGAGCGGCGCCGUCAUGGCUCAGCGGGUGUUCGACACUUACUCCCCCCACGAGGACGAGGCCAUGACGCUCUUCCUCAACAUGGUGUCCCCCGGCAGGAUCCUCGUCCUCGCUAUCAAGGACGAAGGGACAUUCCAGAUGAAGGGCGGUGGGCAUGAUGCCCUGCGCCGCCUGGGCAGCACCCAUGCCCACGAACUGGGCUGGCGGGACAUGUGGGCGUUGGUGAGCGCUAAGGGCGGCAGGAUGUACGCUGAGCAGCUCUCCCAUAGCCCGGACUUUAACACCUGGGGCGCCCCGGUCAUGCUUCGAGCAGAGGUCCCCCUUGUACCCCUCGAAGAGAGCGAGUGUGGGUGGACAGACACUGAUGAACACCGCCGCAGGAGUGAGUUUUGUAGUCACAUCGAGGGAUACGGGUCUGUGUGUUCCUGUACCGACCCAGCUCCUCUGGCCUUCACCACCGACCCUUUACUAAACAACCAGGUGCAUGAUGUGCCCGUUGCCAUCAUUGCCAGCAACCGUCCUCACUACCUGUACAGGUCUUUGCGUUCCCUGCUGGCAGCUCCUGGCGUCAACCCAGAAAUGAUCACAGUCUUCAUUGAUGGUUACUAUGAGGAACCUCUCGCUGUGACCAAGCUGUUUGGGUUAAGAGGGAUACAACACACACCACUUGGGGUGAGAAAUGCCCGUAUAGCCCAGCACUACAAGGCGUCACUGACAGCCACCUUCAACAUCUUCCCAGCUGCUCGUUAUGCCAUCAUUUUAGAGGAGGACCUCGAUGUCUCUCCGGACUUCUUUAG